GUGUACAUGUAUAUAGAAGUGACCGUGCGUGGGUUGUGUGUGUUUUUCUGUCUAUUACACACUGUGAUGUUUAAGGGCGAACCGUCAGCUGUGAGGGAGAGAUAAGAAGAGAGAAAAGGGGAGGGAAAAGGCGCGCGAUUUCACCGUGACAUCUUUUAGCAUUACGACCACCCUGCCCGAGUCGUCUGCUCGUGUAUUUUCUCCAAAUCACCUCCUGUAAUGCAUUCCGUGAUCUCGAUUUAAUCUCAAUCGUGGUGUUUUUGUGGAAUAAUUGUUGGAUUUUCUUCUCGAUUUACUUUUGUUUUAUUGGAGUGCCCUCGUAAGAUGUUAACAUCGCUUCGAUGUGGAUUAGGUUCGUUGAUGAACUUGGAGGUCAGUGCGCCGGAAAAUUGAUCAGAUAUCUAGCUAGUACACACGCAGGCAUGGUACAUUGACUGUGCAAAUCACGUUUCGUUGUACAGAUAUAGGGGCGCUCGCUGUGUCUGUUUGAGGAUGAGGAUUUAGCAGCCAUGCCAUGGAGCAGUUGCAGCCUUACUGGGGCGUGAGUAGGCGUACGGGAAGGACCGUAAAGCAGAAUGGCUCGCCGACUAACCAAAUACCAUUCUACACAAACGCACGACCCAUGACUCAAAGUGUGACGUCACCUGUGACGCGUGUGUCGUGUUGUAAGUCGCCAAAUCGCGGUGAAUUGACUCAUUUCUGUUGCUGCCUCCACCGAAGGAGGGCUCUGCUUAAGAGGUGGUCUCGGAGACAUCGCGAGAAGGCGACAAGGCUGGUAGCUGGACAGGAAGACGCGGGAAGCACUCAACAGCUUCAUAUACACCACAGUCGACAGGAUGAUGAGACGUAUCUACAUUCGAACACUUCAUCUCUCAUAGAUACUUCCUCUAACUCUUACACGAAUACAGAGUCAUACAAAGAUGAUAGAUUAUUGAAGAGGGAUUCGUUGAAUAUCAGACUACAUAGAGAUAUGGUGUUGGCAAGCGAUGCACCUGACAGGCUCUCUCGAUCAAAUUUUACGUCCAGUGUCGCGAGCCGUGAUGAUGGUGGCGCCAAGUUUGAGACGCCACGAUGUCAACUACCCAGCCACGGUGCACCCGACGAGAAGGACCAUGUUGUGUUCCACACUCGACUGCGUCCAACAUUUCCCCAAUGGACAGAUGUAAGAGUUGGACGUCUCAUGUUCAACUUAGUGAGUGGUGUCUCAAGAGCGAUCCCUUCCGCUUUUCACUCGGUAAGACGAUUAACGGGGGAGGCCCGAGAGGGGAGGCCUCGGGGACGAUGUGAGUCGAAGCUGGCUAUAAGUCCAGCGGCACAAAUGACAUUCCACAGGUGGGUUACAGCGCUACUCGUGUGUAUCAUGGUUCUACCAGUAAACAGCACGGCAGCACCGGGUAUGUCCCGGCAAGGCUCGGUUGUCGAAGAGCCCGGGAACGAACCGGGCUUUAAGAACAGCUAUUACGCAGAGCUACCUCCGAAGGCAGAGUACGAAUCGGUCAUUAUCUGUUUACUGGCCGUCAGUGCGUUCAUAGGACUCAUAGUUUGGGUACUCAAAUCAAACUUUGAGGAAAGACAGCAAAAACGAAUGAGGAGGGAAGCCUCACUACGAGAAAGAACAAGUUCAGUUGCGUUUUUAAAAACAUGACACCCGUCAAGCUGGUGUCUCUUUUUCUUCACAACUUGUAUCAUCAGCACGCUAUCUUGUUAAAGUUAUGACUGGGGAAAGUCUUGGGAGCUCCUUUUCCGUCAUUUUGGCGGAAUUUCAAGUAAAGCAACUGUGAUUUGGAGAAGGGAACUUGGGGAGGUUGCCGGAGAAUAAGGCCAUCACAUUCGAUGUUUUCUACUAAAUAACUAGAUUUUGUGUCCUAUUUUUGUGAACAUUCUGUGAUCAAAUGGAAAUCAGUUCUUGGAAUAUAAUCUUUUUGUCAAACCUGUCUGCGUUUUUACAAUUCGUCAGUGGUGUCCUUGUGUACAAUAUCUGGAUAUUGCCAUAAAACAACCAGGUGGAAGUAACAAGUGGAUUUUCCAGUAACUGAAAUUGAUUUCGCCUUGCCGUCUUAAUUGGCGUUACAUGCACAUGGAAUGUUUUGUCAAUUGGAUAUUGCAUCAGUUUGAAAUGUUGGAAACACUGACAACGUCAAACAUCUAGAUUUUACCUUUGUUCCCCGUCAUUGUCAACAUUGUUGCUUUUGGAA
Molecule: messenger RNA, 2195 nt
Organism: Lytechinus variegatus (green sea urchin)
Lineage: Eukaryota; Metazoa; Echinodermata; Echinoidea; Temnopleuroida; Toxopneustidae
Exons: 2
Coding region: 515-1645 (376 amino acids)
Source: RefSeq, a predicted model, not a curated record